CUUUGUCAUUUUAUCUUUCAGAUUCAAUCAUGGCUGGAAAACUGGCAGGCAAAGUGGCUAUUGUGACAGCAUCGACAGAUGGAAUUGGCUUUGCCAUAGCACGACGCCUCGCCCAAGAUGGAGCAAAAGUCAUGGUCAGCAGUCGGAAACAGAAUAAUGUGGACAAUGCAGUGAAGGCCUUGAAGCAGGAGAACCUCAAUGUGGAAGGUCUUGUAUGUCAUGUGGCGAAAAAGGAAGACCGCUCCAAGUUGUUUAAUGAAACUGUCAAGAAGUUUGGAGGCAUAGAUGUUCUUGUUUCCAAUGCAGCCAGCAGCACUUACUUUGGCCCGACUUUGAAUACUCCUGAAGAUUCCUAUGACAAGAUGUUUGAUUUGAAUGUGAAGUCAUCCUUCAUGCUGUGUAAGGAGGUUGUCCCAGAAAUGGAAAAGAGAGGAGGUGGGACAAUAGUGUUGAUAUCUUCAGUUGCAGGUUAUGUACCUGGUCCGAUGAUUGGCAUCUACAGUUUGACUAAGACAGCUCUGCUGGGUUUGAACAAAGUGCUGGCUCCUGAGUUGGCUGCUCACAAUAUCAGAAUCAACUGCAUUGCUCCUGGAAUCAUCAAGACAAAGUUCAGUAAUGCUCUGACACAGAAUGAAGAUGCUCUUAACGUAGCACUUUCCACUAUUCCUUUGGGAAGGCUUGGCACACCAGAGGAGUGUUCAGGGGCUGCUUCUUUCCUAGCUUCAGACGAUUCGGCCUAUAUGACUGGAGAGACUAUAGUUGUGUCAGGGGGAAUGACAGGCAGACUUUGAUUGUUCUAUUUUAAUUAAGACCUAAUGCUGGGUCUACUUACUCCACACAGUAGACUUGUUACCUCAUGCCAUACAUGAGAAUCAUUUGGUUCUUCUUACGUUUUUGUUAAAGUUACCAGGGAUUUUUAGCAAAUGACUUCUAUUUAUAAUUAACGAGGUAUGGCACACUAUUCUUCGGAUGUUAUUGAUUUAUGUGUUUGUGUUACAUGCAUGUAGGCGGAGACUACUGUAAUGUAUUUCAGCUAUACUGGUAGUUGUUUUUUAUAGGUUGGCAAGUCUGAGGAAAACAUCAAUUCACUCUAUCUUUUUAAGAUUUUUUUAAAUUAAAAAAAAAUAAAAAAAUUUCAAAAUAAUUAAGACUAAUUCUAUUCCUGCUCUAAAGCAUGUAGGGAAGUCAAUUCAUUAUUUCUGAUUGUUUCAUAUGACAUCAUAUCGUAGGGGUAAAGAGAGAAAGAGACCUUUAAAAAAAGACAGGCUGAUUGUGUGAGAGCAAAUUUGUGUAAUCUGAAAAUCAAACUUUUCUGCAACAAAUGACUUAUAAUUCAUUAUGUUAAGAAGAAAGAAGAUAAGUCUUUUGAUGUUUUCAAUUUGCAUUAGCUCAUAUUUGUUGUUAUUAUUAUUAAGGUUCAUGCAGUGUCAUAUGAAGGGGUCUUGUUUUUCUGUCUCGUUGAUUUGAGUAGUUGUGCACAAUCAUAAUAUAUUAAUGUAUCUCUCUAUGCUAUGCACGGUAGCUUAAGAACAGAACGACAACAUGAAACAAAGAUCCUUAUAUGUAUAGAAUAGUAAAUUCUGCUUUGUUUUUUCAUUAUACCAUUUAUAUAUGAUGUAAGCCUGUACUGGUAGUACUGGAUUCCUUUGCUCAAGUGAAUGAAACCAGUCCUGCACAUGUUGUUUGUAACAUUGAUUCUUUGAUGUUAUUGAUUCUUGUGAGAAUAUUUUUUUACACAGAUGUUAUAUUUUUACUUUUCUAAGAUUAUUGAAUGCAUUUUUUUUUUUAGCAAGGAAAGCAUCUGAAGUAUAAUCUGUCCAUCAGGUAUAAUGAGUAGUUACAUGUACAAUGUCAACUUUAAAAGUGUAAAGUGUGGAGUUUGGAGUAAACAAGGCAAAAAGAAGGUGGUGGAGUCUAGACAUCUCUGAUGAACUGGAGAUGUCACUGAGAUUGGGUGCAUGGGUAGGACUUGUUGGAGAGAACUGUUGUUUUCAGAAGGGCUAGCGAGAAAGCUACUCCGUGAGAGAGCCAUGUCAUGUAACCGGAGAUGAAAGUUUCUAUAAACGAAACUCUUGGUAGAAAGGGCCAGAUAUAUCACUGUUCUGAAUAUGGACUUUGAUUUUUAGGCACUGCAAACUAAAGGCUCCCAUAUAUCGAAUCAAGGCUCCCUGACACCAGAAUGCCCUUGUGAUACCGGUGAGAGACAUUAGAGCCUAUUCAUUAGUUUUGCCUACUACUGUAAGAUCAGCUAUCUGCUCAGAAGACUCAGACUCUUCUGCAAUUAGGAGAAACUACAAAGAAGACAUUACCUUUGUUCAACACCAGUGGACCGAUGGCGUCCAAAAGUCCUUAUCAGGGAUUGCAGAAGAACGCAAAUAAUAUAAUUGACUGCUUUCCUUUUUUUUGGUUUUAAUUUCAAGCUUUACCCUCUCCUCGGUGAUUUUGUCAAUUGAGUUUUACGUGAUGUGUAUGAUCUCUGGACAUCACUAAUUAUUUUAUUUUCCGAUAAAAGCCUGUCCCCACGGUUUUAUGCAAAAAAAAUUCUAAAAUUAUGCAAACUGAGUCAAAAAUGUGAAAUUAUGGGAUUCUGUUAAUUUUAACAAAAGAAUGAUAAAGGAAAAUAAUCAGAAAUUAAGCAAAAAAUUAUCAAAUUUUGCUAAAUAAUGCAGAGUGCAUAAAACCCUGGGGACAGAAAAGCUGACAUCAUACAGAAAAAAAAAAAAAGGUUUUCAAUGUUUUGUUUUAAUGAAGGCCUACUUUGUGAGAUUUUUUACCUCAGGUUAAAUGUACGGUAUAAUGUAUCUUUCUACCAAUACAGGUAUAUGAAACAGA
Messenger RNA from Aplysia californica (California sea hare), 2832 nucleotides. RefSeq names its product dehydrogenase/reductase SDR family member 4. The record is from RefSeq and is a predicted model, not a curated record. Gene Ontology annotation, molecular function: carbonyl reductase (NADPH) activity. The transcript is spliced from 9 exons. Bases 30 to 791 code for a protein of 253 amino acids. Lineage: Eukaryota; Metazoa; Mollusca; Gastropoda; Aplysiida; Aplysiidae.